Molecule: messenger RNA, 1431 nt
Organism: Suillus discolor
Lineage: Eukaryota; Fungi; Basidiomycota; Agaricomycetes; Boletales; Suillaceae
Product: t-SNARE
Exons: 7
Coding region: 25-1101 (358 amino acids)
Biological process (GO): intracellular protein transport; vesicle fusion; vesicle-mediated transport
Cellular component (GO): SNARE complex; membrane; endomembrane system
Molecular function (GO): SNARE binding; SNAP receptor activity
Source: RefSeq, a predicted model, not a curated record
ACCCCAUACACAACUUACUCUGGGAUGUCCACCGCAGCCUCGUCGUCAUUGCCAACGACGCGCUCGAGAACCCUGCUCUUUAUCUCAUUUCGUGAUUCAAGAGCACCCUCAACACGUUUCUCUCGUUUACACUCAUCCUAUUCAGAUGAUCCAUAUGAUGAAAAUGAAACACUCAUACAUCCUGGCUCCGCACUUGACUCUCAGUUGCCUCCCAAAUGGGUUGAUCUUUCCGACCAAGUCGAAGAGAUCUUGGGCGGAACACAAGCUAAAAUCGUCGCUUUAGAGAAGCUCCAUGCAAAGCAUGUUCUCCCCGGCUUUGCGGACCGGACGGCAGAGGAGCGAGAAAUAGAAGCAGCGACCACCGAAAUAACCAAAGAUUUUCGACGAUGCCACACUUUAAUUCAACGUAUCGGUACUGAACAGGACCACUCAUUUCCCCCUUCAACUCAGAAAACUCAGUUUGAAGUCCUCGCGGCCAAAAAUGUGCAACGAGGCUUAGCCGUGAGGGUCCAAGAACUCAGCUCAACCUUCCGCAAGAAACAGCGUGUCUAUAUGGAACGUCUGCAAGGGCACGCGAUUAAGAAUCAAGAUCUCCUGAUUGCGUCUGGGACUAUUUCCUCAAGAGGAUCCGAGGGCUUGACUGCUGUUGAUGAAGACGUAGAAGCUGCGCAAGCUCAGAUUCUAGAUAACACGCAGGAUCAUGAUCUCCGUUCCCGCGACCGGGAGCUGACAGAAAUUGCAAACUCAAUAGCUUCUCUAGCCGAAUUAUUCAAGGAUUUGUCCGUCCUUGUGAUAGAUCAGGGGACCCUUCUUGACAGUAUUGAGUAUAACAUCGAACAGACUUCGGUAGAAAUGGCCGAAGCUGUGAAAGAGUUAAACCAUGCAACACGAUACCAGAAGAAUACGGGCCGUCGGAAACUUAUUUUCCUUCUCCUAUUGAUCAUUUUUGGGUUAAUCGUUGUCCUGAUCUUCAAACCUCGUCGGUCAUCCUCUUUAGGUUCUCCACCUACUCCAGAUUCAGUGAUCUCCACGGAUACUUUUGUUUCACGUUACUUUCAUUCACGGACAUCCCUCAGUCUUUACGUACCGAAUAAUACUUGAUUGAGGGUCUGGUUACCCUGAACGGCAUGAUUUGUGGACAAUCUGCAUCAGUCAGUCGAUGAAAGCGGACGCAUACAGUGCUGGGCGUCAAAGGUCAGCUUAUAUUAAAACUUGCCCCUUUCGUGCCAACCGUCACCCCUGACGUUUCAUUUGGUUAUCACGAGGUCUCGCCACUUUGAGCACUUGGCCCUCAUCGAUAUGAGAUCAGUAGCGCUUUUGGUGAGGCUGCGUGCCUUGUCUGGCGAGUUCAUUGACACUAUUACUCUCUCUAACACAUUUCAAUUCUUAAUAGGUAAUGCUGCCCCAAGCAUCUGGGAAGGUACAGUCUGC